AUGUCUGUUGAAAAAAAGUUGGAGGAUCUGUCUAUUAAGAAUCCCCAAAAGAAACAAAAAGGAAAGGCUAAAGAAGGUGCCACUAAGACCCAAUUAAGAUUGGAUCCUGAGCCAGAGUUUCUUCAAAGCAGAAUCCAGUUAUUCGACGAGUUGAAAGCUAAGUAUGAUGCGGAGGUCGCUGCUAAGGAGAGAUCUCCUAUCAAGAUUACUCUCAAAGACGGCACCGUUAAAGAAGGAGUUGCUUGGGAAACUUCUCCUUUUGAAAUUGCCAAGUCUAUUGGGAAAUCAUUCUUGGAGAGGCAAGUUAUCUCCAAAGUUAAUGGUGAGCUUUGGGACUUAGAGAGACCUUUAGAGGCUGAUUCCCAAUUAGAAUUCUUUGAUUUCGAAACUCCUGAGGGAAAACGUGUUUUCUGGCAUUCUUCUGCUCACGUUUUAGGUGAAGCUUGCGAAUGUCACUACGGUGCUCAUUUGUGUAUCGGUCCACCAACAGAAGAUGGAUUUUUCUACGAAAUGUCAAUUGACAAUGGUGAAAGUUUUGUUACUCAAGCCGACUUCCCUAGCAUUGAAGCUGUUGCUAAGUCUGCUAUCAAAGAGAAGCAAAAGUUUGAAAGAUUGGUUUUAUCUAAAGAGGACUUGCUUAAAAUGUUCGCAUACAAUAAGUACAAAGUCAGAAUCAUCAGUGAGAAGAUUCCUGAUGGCACUGCUUCCACUGUUUAUAGAUGUGGUCCGUUGAUAGAUCUGUGUGUUGGACCUCACAUUCCUCACACUGGCCGAAUCAAAGCUAUCAAGGUUUUAAAGAACUCCUCCUCAUACUUCUUUGGUGAUGCCAACAAUGACUCUCUACAAAGAGUGUAUGGUAUUUCCUUCCCUGACAAGAAGCAGAUGGACGAGCAUCUUAAGUUUUUGAAGGAAGCUGCCGAGAGAGACCAUCGUAGAAUCGGCCGUGAACAAGAAUUGUUCUACUUUAAUGAGAUGUCACCAGGUUCUUGUUUUUGGCUGCCGCACGGAACAAGAAUUUACAAUACGCUUACUGAUUUGCUGAGAACCGAGUACCGUAAGCGUGGUUAUGAAGAGGUCAUUACUCCGAAUAUGUACAACUCCAAAUUGUGGGAAACAUCCGGUCAUUGGGCAAACUACAAAGAAAAUAUGUUCACCUUCGAAGUCGAAAAAGAAACUUUUGGAUUAAAGCCUAUGAAUUGUCCUGGUCAUUGUUUGAUGUUCAAAUCCAGGGAAAGAUCUUAUAGAGAGCUGCCAUGGAGAGUUGCUGAUUUUGGUGUUAUUCACCGUAAUGAAUUCAGUGGUGCAUUAUCUGGGUUAACUAGAGUUAGACGUUUCCAGCAAGAUGAUGCUCACAUUUUCUGCACUCAAGACCAAAUUGAAGAUGAAAUCUCCAACAUUUUUGACUUCCUGAAAUUUAUCUACGGUCUUUUUGGAUUCGAGUUCAAGAUGGAACUUUCUACCAGACCAGAGAAGUUUGUCGGAGAUAUUGAAACCUGGAACAACGCUGAAGCUAAAUUGGAAAAUGCCUUGAACAAAUGGGGAGGCAAAUGGGAAGUCAAUCCAGGUGAUGGUGCCUUCUACGGUCCAAAGAUUGACAUCAUGAUUAGUGAUGCUUUGAAAAGAUGGCAUCAGUGUGCUACUGUCCAAUUAGACUUCCAGCUACCGCAAAGAUUCGAAUUGGAAUACAGGACCAAGGAUGGACAGGACGAUUUAACUAGACCCGUCAUGAUUCACAGAGCUAUCUUAGGAUCUGUUGAGAGAAUGACUGCUAUUCUGACUGAACAUUUUGCUGGAAAAUGGCCAUUUUGGUUGUCUCCUAGACAGGUCCUGAUCGUGCCUGUCGGCGUGAAAUAUUUUGAUUAUGCUCAACAAGUCCAACAGGAGCUGAAGGGUUUGGAUCUAUACGCUGAUGUUGACCUGUCUGGUAACACCCUACAAAAGAAAAUUAGAACGGGUCAAUUGCAAAGAUACAACUUUAUUUUCAUCGUUGGUGAACAGGAGCAAAAUGAUAAGUCUGUGAAUGUUAGAAACAGAGAUAUCCAGGAGUUACAGAACAAAAACGAGGCCGUUCCCUUGGUAGAUGUGAUCCCUAAAUUACUUCAACUCAGAGAUGAGAGAAGAUUGGACAAUCUGCUAUGA
Komagataella phaffii GS115 is the source of this 2139-nucleotide messenger RNA. RefSeq names its product Threonyl-tRNA synthetase, essential cytoplasmic protein. The record is from RefSeq and is a predicted model, not a curated record. NCBI's taxonomy places the organism in Eukaryota, Fungi, Ascomycota, Pichiomycetes, Pichiales, Pichiaceae. The transcript has a single exon. Gene Ontology annotation, cellular component: cytoplasm. Gene Ontology annotation, molecular function: threonine-tRNA ligase activity; ATP binding. Bases 1 to 2139 code for a protein of 712 amino acids. Gene Ontology annotation, biological process: threonyl-tRNA aminoacylation.